AUGCUCGACGUGAUGGAUAAAAACCUACCAAGACGUUACUUUUCUAUACACUUUUUGUUAUUUCGAUUCCUUGGUUUAGGAUGGUGGCAUCAUCCAGAUGAAGGCGACUUCCAGAACUUCCCCGGAUUUUAUCUUUAUUACGCGAUAUUAACGGAAAUUUUCUGGGUAGCGGGUUUCGUAGGACUCGAAUCAAUCGAUCCGUUCAUCGGUGAAAAAGAUCUGGACCGAUUCAUGUUUAGUCUCUCAUUUGUCAUCACUCAUGAUCUUACAAUAAUCAAGCUUUACUUAUUUUUCUUCAAAAAUCGUGAGAUCCAAGAUGUAGUGCACACUCUGGAAAUAGAUUUGAGAGAAUUCUAUCAAAACUAUGACAAAGUCCGCAGAACCAUUAGAAUAUCAAAAAUAUUCACUGCGUCAUUUGUGUUCUUUGGUUGGGUGACAAUUACAAAUUCUAAUAUAUAUGGUAUAAUUCAAGAUGUUCGUUGGAGAGCUGAAGUAGCUAAAUCAAAUGAUACCAGUAACGCACCACCGAGGACACUCCCUCAACCUAUAUAUAUCCCAUGGGAUUAUCAAAGCGACGUACACUAUAUCUCAACUUUUCUCUUGGAAACUAUUGGUUUACUUUGGACUGGACAUAUCGUCAUGACAGUAGACACAUUUGUUGGCUCUAUAAUACUACAUAUGAGUACACAAUUUUCAAUACUACAAGAAGCUAUAACCACUGCAUACGAUCGUACGAUCGAUGGUUUAACAAAAAACAUAAAUGAUGAUAACGACGACAUACUCAUAAUUUAUGAUUCUCGUAACAUGGAAGUCGAGAGCUAUUACGAAAGACUUGUGCGAACAAAUUACACGGAAAAAGAAAUUGAAAAUGCCUUAGAAGAUUCCUUGAAGAAAUGCUUCCGUCAGCAUCAAAUGCUAAUAAAUUGCGUUGAGAAAUUCGCCUCGACGUAUUCCUACGGCUUUAUGACUCAACUUCUUUCAAGUCUGGCAGCUAUUUGCGUGGUAAUGGUACAAAUUUCGCAAGACGCAUCCAGCUUUAAAUCCAUUCGGUUAGUUACGUCUCUAGCCUUCUUUGCGGCUAUGAUCAUACAGCUCGCCUUACAAUGCUUCACUGGAAGUGAACUGACACAACAAGCUGGUCUAGUAUCAGAAGCAGUAAUGCAAUGUAAAUGGGAACGAAUGUCGCCGCGCCUGCGCCGGUUACUCUUGAUGACCAUGAUGAGAGCCCAACGGCCACUCCAACUCACCGCCGCUGGUUUUGCAAAACUAGACAACGACUGCUUUCUAGCAAUCAUAAAGGCGGCUUACUCAUACUAUGCAGUUUUAAGUCAAAAACAGGCAUGAGAAGUGAACAAGAUGAAAAGAAAACAAUCAAAUAACACUAAUUUAAAAUUUAUUAAUUCACAUAUAUAUGCACUUUGUAUUAUCACUUAAACUUAUGGAUAUUAACUAACUAAUCUAUCACAGAUUUUAAGGGCGUAUAAAAGUAGAAAAUAAAUAUUUCAAUACUU
Molecule: messenger RNA, 1511 nt
Organism: Melitaea cinxia (Glanville fritillary)
Lineage: Eukaryota; Metazoa; Arthropoda; Insecta; Lepidoptera; Nymphalidae
Gene: Or-60
Product: odorant receptor 19a-like
Exons: 5
Coding region: 1-1344 (447 amino acids)
Biological process (GO): sensory perception of smell; detection of chemical stimulus involved in sensory perception of smell
Cellular component (GO): plasma membrane
Molecular function (GO): olfactory receptor activity; odorant binding
Source: RefSeq, a predicted model, not a curated record